Entrophospora candida is the source of this 774-nucleotide messenger RNA. The record is from the annotation of a GenBank genome assembly. Lineage: Eukaryota; Fungi; Glomeromycota; Glomeromycetes; Entrophosporales; Entrophosporaceae.
GCCAAAGAAUUAGAUUGGUUAUUAAACUCUCAAAUUCCAGGUUUACUAGAGAGUCUGAACAAAGGCUUAAAGAAAUGUGAAUUACUUAUUAAAAGUCCAGAAAAUUAUGAUUUUUUAAGUACUAGCACAUUAGCAAUAUCUUCAAUUAACACCGACACAUUAAAAGGAUUUGUUACUUUGGAUGGUAGUGAUAUUAUUAAAGGGGAAUUACAAAUAAAAUUACCAAGUUAUAAUCGUGGUAAUUUUAUUAAAGUAACAAUAAACAGUAACAAGUCUUAUUUUAUUGAGCAGUUAGGAGAUGCACAAAAUUAUAUUGCCUUAGCCUUAGACGAAUUAAAUACUUCAAAAAGAACUUCUACAAAAGAAAAUGCUCACCAAUUAUUGGAGAAAAUUUUUAAAUAUAUACAAAAUAGCCAUGUUUCUUUAAAUCAUACUAAUGAAGAAAGAUUAUUUCCUUAUAAAAUCUGUGAUUCACGGAUAUUUAAUUCUUUACCAGAAGAUCUGGUAGUCCAAUUUCAUGUAGAAGGUUCAUAUAUUAUUACAUCAGUUUAUUUACUUCAAUAUCAUUUAUCAUUACCACAACAAAAACAUGGAAGUUUAUUAGGAAUAUCAAAACAAUCACCAAAAGUCUGUAAAUAUAAGGAUAAAUAUGUAUCAAUUUUAGAUGAAGUAGUUGUCAAGUCAUUGGAUCCUAAAUUAGAAGAGCUAAUGGAAAAUAUUAAGAAAUUAGAAAAAGAAUGUUUAUCAUGGAAAAGUAAAAUAGAAUUAUUCUAA